UUUGCUCGCAUAACACAAGAAAAACCACCGCUCGCCAACAUGAAGUUAUUCGUUGUUCUGUUCGCCAUUGUGGCUGUUGCCAGUGCUGGGUACCACGCGCAGCACAUCCAUGUUGCCGGCAACCCCCCCAUCCCAGGCGUACAGGCUCACCCGCUCGCCCUCCACGGUAACGACCACACCACCCGCCUCCACUACUCUGGUGGGCACGUAGGGCAUCCGCAUUUGGUGGGAGUCGAGCAUUUCAACCCGGCGCCGCACUAUGAGCCCAGCGUCACCAACGUGGCCACCCACGGACACGGCGGCGACUGGCAUUAGAUCCCCUCACCUGAGCCAGCAGACCCGCUGGUCCGGAGUGGUCCAUGCCGAACCCGCCAUCCUGAGGCUGACAUGAGGCAGCGAAUUAGCGACCACCACGAUUGGUGAACGAGAACAACGAGCGAAGCCUCUGCCGAGAGCUUUUUCUUUUUCUAUCUCAUCGGCAAGACGUUUCAAUUCCGCGCGAGAUCGCUCGCCGAAGAUUAUGGAUGUUCCGGCCUUGAGGGUCGAGGAUCUCCGAGUCCUAGGAUCGAGGAUCACGGAGGAAUAUCGUUCGCAAAAUUGCAAUAUAUUGGCAGAUCGAAAUGAAAUUCGACUGCCUCAGGAUAGCCGCCAUGUCUUGGGCCACUCCCGAGGACCAUUCCCAGAAAGACCAGGCAAUCAGACUUGAGAAAAGCCUCCCCCGUCACUCUCACAUUUUCUUUUCGUUUUACCUUGACGCUACAUAUGACACGCAUCGUACGAACACCGAUGAACAAAUCAGGUCCUUUCGUGCUCAUUCGCCAUCUCAUUCCGUCGACAUCGAAAUUCUGUGCGGCGUAUUAAAGAAGAGACCACGACAUCACACACUGCGGCCAUCUCUUCCUGUCCCCACUAUUCGUCUUCCGGCAGCAACACUUUUAUUUAUUUUAUAAUAAAAGUCGAUUUUUACGUCUUGUGAUAAAAUGCGUCGUUUUAUUCGAUCUUGCCCCGAGUGCAUAUCUUUCGUAAUUGCAAAAUAGCGCAUUACGUCACCAAAGUUUUUUUUUCUUAACCCUUAGAUCGCAUAUAAGAUGAGAUGAAACUGCAGAGAUAAAAUGCGAUAACGAUACAAACGUUGAAUAAUUGUAAAAUGAAACGAGAGCUAGAUU
Vollenhovia emeryi is the source of this 1166-nucleotide messenger RNA. RefSeq lists its product as uncharacterized. Bases 40 to 315 code for a protein of 91 amino acids. NCBI's taxonomy places the organism in Eukaryota, Metazoa, Arthropoda, Insecta, Hymenoptera, Formicidae. The record is from RefSeq and is a predicted model, not a curated record. The transcript has 3 exons.